CCCCAUGGCAGCGGGCGGACCCUCCGCGGGUGCGGACGGCGCCGCGCGGAUUUUUCCAGGCGUUGUCCCGAAUCAGGCCCGGCCUCAGCCGCGGCAUCCACCCGCCAUCGGUCUCCUCCCACCGCGGCGAGGGCGGAGGGGAGAGGGCCCCCGAGCAGCGGGACCUCCCCUCAUGCCCGGCCCUCUCCCCCCCGCGGGCCGGGCCCCGUGCGAUGGCGGCGGUGGAGGGCUGCCUGCGGGCCGUGGGGCUGCAGUUCUGGGCGGACUCGCUGCAGGCCCUGCCCGCGCUGCUGGCUCCUGCCGCGCUGCUGGGGCUGCUGCUGGGCGCCGCCGCCGCCGCCCUGCUCUGCCGCUGCGCGCUCGGGCCGCGCCGGGGCGGAGAGAAAGAUGAUUCCCAAAGACUUCUGGAAAGCUUCAAUGCUGAUGAAAAAGAGCACGCACUCAUGAAAAGUAAAGCAGAACCCUAUACAUCAAAAGAGGAGAUGGUGCUGGAGGAAGGUGAGUCUCCUCUGAACAGUAACAUUGCAGCAUUUGCGUUAAAGGCAAAAGUGAUCUAUCCCAUCAACCAGAAAUUUAGGCCUCUGGCAGAUGGCUCAUCCAAUCCAUCUUUGCAUGAGAAUCCAAAACAGGCAGUUCUGCCUAAUCAAGUGGUGGAGACUUCCAUGUCAGGCAGCCUGGGAUCCCUGAGCCAGGGAGACAAAGAGGACUGCAGCUCCUCCACAACAAUCCAUUCCACAACAAGUGAUGACAGAUUUCAGGCCCGAGCCUUUCUAAAGGUGGCCAGCUUCCCUGAAGUGCUGACAUGUGAGAGUUUUGAUGUUAAGCUCUGCCUUUGCAGUCUUACUUUACAAGAUCUCAUGCUUCUUGAUACUGAACUCAGAAAAGAAAAAAAUGUGAUGUUUAUUCAGAUUUUCAAGAUAUACCUCACAGACUUCCAUCGUAAAAAGAAGAUUACUGAUGGUUUGUUGAAGAAGAUCCUUUUAAAUCAGGAAAAUGAUUUUGAAGAAUUACAGAAACAACUUGAUUCUAGACUCCAGAAUACUGAAAUGUCAGGAGCCCGUAACUCAGAGUUCCAGACUCUAGAAGACCUGGAAAGGAGGGAAAGGGAAUAUUCUGAGCACGUAAUAGAUAAUAUGGAAGCCUUCUGGAAGCAGACUGACAAAGCCCAGCAGGAUUUUUUGGACCAAUCAAAAUGCUCAAGUGCCAAAGCCGCAAAGAUAAUGAUGGAUCUGACUGAGAAGAUGAUUGCAGUAGAAAGCUUGUUAAGUGAAUCUCAGGACUUGCAGGCGAUGGACAUUCAGGAAAGGUUAUUCAGCUGGGAGCUUAUGGUGAAAAUGAUCGAUUCACUGAAGUCCUCUAUACCAGAAGAGUGUAAGGGCAGAUUAAAUACUGUGUCAAAUAUUCUGGACCACUUAACUGUAAAGAAUAAUCUUUCAGUCCGACAAAAGGAAGAGCUUCUAACAGACCUGCACAAGGCCUUCUGGGAACAGCUGGCACAUUACAGUAAUGAGUGCAUGCAACAAAGUAAAGAGCUGAUCUGGAAGCGGCUGGAGUGCCGUGCCAAGAAGAAGGAAGAGUUCAAACGCAGACGGGAAGCUGAACAAAGGAGUCUCCUUAGCAAAACUUUUCUUACUGAAGAUGUUCAUAAUUUUCUCAAGGCUUACCAUGGGCUGCUGGAGAAACACAGGCAAGCACAGUGGGAUCUGGAGGAGGAGGAUGACUGUGAGAGCACAGAGGCUGUCGCUGAUCUCUACAAGGAGCUGUACUCUAAGGCUUCCCAUGCUUUAGCAGAGUUGGUGACAGAGCUGUUUCUUCAGACCCUGCCUGUGGUGACCAGCCUCUCUGUGAGAGAAUGUGAGCUUCUGAAGGAGGAGUGGCAGGAGAAUUUGGUCCCUCAGCUGGAGAAAUGGGAGAGCCACCGCCAGAGACGCUGGAAGCUUUUCCAGGAGCAGCUACUGCAAGAAAAAGAACUCUGGAUAACAGAAUAUGCUCUGUCUGCUGUGAUGCAAAAGCACCUGUCUGAGAAACAAGAGAAGAUAAUUCAAGGUGUCGUGAGCAGACUAGGAUGCCUCAGUGAUGAGUCUGUUAGCUACAUCUUGCAAAAGCACCAACUUCUGCUGUGCUCAGUGCUCAGCAGGUUCACCUUGCGGAGAGCUGGACUGGCAGCCCUGGCGCGCAUGCGGCUGGCCAGAAAGAAGAGCUCGCUUCAGGAGCUGAGAGAGCAGCACAUCCUGCAGAAGGGAUCCUCCCUGUGCCAAGAUGAGGACCAGUGGCAGUUGCAGAAGGCAGUGGAGUCCCACAUUCGUGAAGAGGAGGAGAAGCUUGAGGAAGAAACACAAGAAAUCAAUUUAGAAUUUCACCAGCAGCUAGUCACAGAAAUCCAAGAAGCUCUUCAGUUUCUUCAGCAGCACAUGGAGCAGGUGAUUGGGCAGACUCUGCUGCAGUAUGCCCGAGGGGAAGCUGAAAAAAAGAUUUCAGAUCAUGAACAGGACUUCAAGAUCAAAACACUUUUGGGCUUGGAAAUCAAUUAUGACUUGUACUGUGUGAUACAGGAGAGACUGGUGGAAUCUGCUGUUGAAAGUGUAUAUGGGACCAGCAAUAAUAUCAGUAGACUGGUGCAAAACUACUACCAGCAAUUAGGAAAAGUCACAGAAGAGUAUGAAGGAAAAAAGCUUCAACAUCUGAAAUCCUUACAAGCAGACGGAAAUGAAAGGAUCAGACUGAAGAAUAAAGAGAAUGAACUGGCAUUGAAAGAAAAACACACCAAAGGCCUCUUACAUGUGUCAUCCACGGUCCACCAAAGGAUGGUUCUCCAGCAGAACAGGAUUUUGACUCAGUUUGAACUGCGGCAGCAAAUUCGUCUGGAGUGUCUGAAACAGAAGCUGCUGGGGCUGCACCACCUGGGAGCUGAGCUGGAGAAUCAGCUAAGGGAGGCAGAGCAGGACUUUGUGAGUGAGUUGGCUGUGCUGACCCGAGUUCCACUGACUGUGAAGAAGAAGCCUUCCAAAAGGAGCAAACCAGCAGGUGAAAAAGCAAAUUCCAAAAGACAGACCUUCCAGUCACCCAAACCAGCAGAAAAAGAUGAUUCUCAUGAAAAUAUUCAAGAACCCCAUGGAAUAACUUCUGGCUUAUGCAGAGAGAUGCCGCAGAGUUCACACGAAGGGGAGACUGAACCAAGGAAAAACUCAAAGAUGUUAAAAAAGAAAGGCAGCAGGUAGUAAAAGCUUUUGUCUGAGCUGUCUGAACACAGUGUACCAAGGCAUCCUUCUGGGGAAUCUCAGCAGCUAUAGGUACUUACUGAGCUGCUUUGCUGAGGAACAACGAAGAAAAUCAAUAAUAACUCAUAAAUCUUUUUUAGCUGCAGACCAAGAAUCAAUCCCAGCUUCCUCUAGCUGUUAAUAAAACAUUCCCUCUUGGUUUUGGUAAGGGGGAACAAGGAAAUCUUUAAUACAAGUUCUCUGAGACUGCUUGGGUAAUGUGCUGGGGAGACAGUUUUAGAUUUGGAAUAAACCUGAGGAUUGUGCACCUGUAGGAGAGCAGGUGCACACUGGGCCCAGGUCAGUGUGUCUCAGUAAGGUUUCAUCACAAGAGUGAUGUACUGUUUACUUUUGAGCCUGAGAUGUGGUACACAGUAGCGUUCUUUCUUGUGAAUGCUACUUUGAUCUAAGGAAAGGAGAUAAAAAUGUAGAGAAUAUGUAAACAGGCUUCAGACGGUACUGAGAGAUCAAAAGAUGACAUUUGGUCUCUCUUUUGUUAUAUUUUUGUGCUUCCAGUCCUAUGUAUGCUUUUUAAAAUUUGUACAAAGAUGUUUAUAUAUCUACUUCUCUGCCUUUGUCUAAGAAUUCAAAUUGUUACUUUUAAAGAAAACGAGAGAAAACUGAUUUACUCUUUCACUUUUUAUGCUUCAGUUUCUAGUCUUCUUCCUUAAGUGCACCCUUUUGUUUCCAGUGUACUUUGUUAUGCUCAUUACAUUUCCUAUGGGAAAUUCUUGUUAUGCAAAGCAGUUACUUCUUACUGGCUGUACAGAGCACCUGUGUUGUGUAAUAAAUUGCCCCAUUUAAGCAAUCCUACAGCUUUCAUGAAGUGGGAGUAUUCUGCCUUUUCAAAAAUAAACAUA
Camarhynchus parvulus is the source of this 4117-nucleotide messenger RNA. RefSeq names its product EvC ciliary complex subunit 1 (gene EVC). Gene Ontology annotation, biological process: smoothened signaling pathway. The record is from RefSeq and is a predicted model, not a curated record. Lineage: Eukaryota; Metazoa; Chordata; Aves; Passeriformes; Thraupidae. Bases 213 to 3218 code for a protein of 1001 amino acids. The transcript has 21 exons.